GAAAAGGACUUAUGCCCCAUGUGACAAAAGAUUACCAUCCACCUCACCAAAAAAAAAAAAAAAUUUAAAUUAAAACAGAAAUUUCCAAUUUGUUGUAAUUUAUGGAGGGAAAACCACAAAAUCACCCCCGAAAAAAUAAAAAAUAAAAAAGCAAAGGGAAAGCUUGCAAAUCCCCAAAGGCUUCCUUGUCUCUAUCAAGAAUCUCUCUCCCCUUCAAUUUCUUCCCCAAUUUCACAAAGCGCCAUGGCUGAACCACUGAAGCUUUUGGGUCACGUGCCGCGCACGCGCUCGUGAGAGAGGCAUCAGAAUUUCCCCCCGUGACUUUGCAUUGACUGGGACCUUCGUCAACCCAUUGUCGCGGCUGGUGAUCUGGGUAGGGUUAAUUCUUGAGAGAAGAGCUUUUUAGCUGUUGGUUUUGUGUAAUUAAGAUCAAAACUGAAGUGGGUUUUCUGUGAUUAGGGUGUAUCGCGAGAGAUGUUGAGAUCUGGGAAGGUAAGGGGUGAGAGGGAUAAGCAAAUUGGUGUUCAGAAGAAAGGGGAUGAGUUGAAACAGGGCGGUUUGGAUUCUGGCGGGGAGAAAACCCGGCAUUUGGUUUCGGGCGGGGCGGAGGAACCCGAGAAAGAAUUUGUCGGGGAGGGUGGCGAGGAGGGUGGGACUGAAAAUGGUGGAGCCGCUGAGAGUGGGAAGAAGAGGUGUGUUGGUAAUGGUGAAGAAAUUGGUGAUGAGGGUGUUGAGAUAAAGUGGGUGAAAGAAAAAGAGACAGAUGGUGAAGUGCGAAUUUUUGGGCUGGUUUUCCGAUCACAGUUAGCGGCAGAUGGAGGGGGUGAUAAGGAGGUGAGCAAUGGGGAACUGGUUGCGGAAAGUAGAGAAAAUGACGGGUCUCAGAAACAAUGUAGUGAGGUAAACAAUGAAAGGAGGAAGGAAAUGGAGGUGGAUGGUAAAGUGCAAGUUGUUGGUCGAGUUCUGUGGUCACAGUCAGCCGUGAAUGGAGGGUGUGAUAAGGUUGUGAGUGAUAGUGUUCUGGAUGCCGAAAGUAGAGAAAGUGAUGGGUCUGACAAGCAAUGUAAUGAGGUAAAAGAUGAAGGGGUUGAUCUGUUGGGCCAGAGUGAAAAUGUGGGAGUAGGUGAGACUGGGAAGAAAAGGAGGCGGGUUGAUAAUGGUGAAGAAAUUGAUAAUGAUGCUCUUGAGAAGAAAAAGGUCAAGGAAGAUGUGCUAACUACAGUUAGGAUUCUGCGGUCACGAGUUGUGGUGAAUGGGGUGUGUGAUAAGGCAGGGAGUGAUGGGUCUCGCAAGAAAUCUUCCAAGGUUAACAACGAAGGGGGCGAUCAGUUGGUUGAACGUUUUGCAAAGAAGUUGGAAGGAAAGAGAGGGGGCCUACUCAAGGUGGAAAAGGAAGAAAGUGAUGGUUCGGGUGCCAUGCUACAGAAACGUAAGCGCGGGAGACCUAAGAAGGUACAAACGGAAGAGAGUGAUCUGUCGGUUGGUCCGUUGAGAAAGAAGUCAAAAUUGCAGCACAAGAGACCACUUAAGGUGCAAAAGACUAAUGUGGGUUUGAAAGGAAAGCUUGCUAAGGAAGGCAAUAUGGUUUUGAGAUCACGAGAAAGAAUUAAAGUGAAUAUGACAACUAACGGUUCAUAUCUGGUAAGGAGGAAUAUUGGGAAAGAGUUUGAUGUGAAGGCCUUUUCUCCAGCUAAAAGGGAUAAAAAAGGAAAUGAUUUGGAGAAUGAGGACAGUGAGGAUGGAGAAGGAAAUAAUGAAUGGAAACAGAAACAGAAGGGAAAUAAAGAACAGAAAAAAAAGCAGAAGGGUCAGGAUCGAGAUUGCGCCAGAAGUAAGCAAAAACAGUUAGUGAGAGAUAAAAUAGUGGAUCUAAUUAUGCGUGCAGGUUGGACCAUUCAAUAUAGGCCUAGGAAUGGCAGAGAUUACAAGGAUGCAGUGUAUGUAACUCCAGCAGGACAGACUCACUGGUCAGUCACCAAGGCUUACACAACCCUAAAAAUGAAUUGUGAAAAUGGUGAAAAUAAUUCCGAAUUUUGUAAGCCUAGCUUCAAAUUUACUCCGAUACCACCAGAGGAAAUUGACAUGUUAGCAAGGAUACAAAUUGUGAAAAGGGUGGGGAAAAAGAAAGGGAAGAAGGGGAAAAAUGGAAUGGAGGGCGGGAUUAGUGAAAAGCAAAAGAAGAAAAAGGCCAGGAAUGCAGUGGAUGGAGUUAUUGGAGAGAAAAAGAAAAAGAAAUUGGGUAGGCCAUUCAAGGGGAAACGUUUACUUAUUGAGAAGGAUGAUUCAGCACAUGCAGCGUGCAAGGGAAGGCGAAGUUUACAUAAGACAAAAAAUAGAAAGCGAUGUGGUCUGUUGGUUCGGAACUCUGAGAAUGCGGAUUCAGAUAAUGAUGGCCAUGUACCAUAUGACGGGAAAAGAACAGUACUUGCCUGGAUGAUUGAUUUGGGAACCCUAUCACUUAAUUCGAAAGUGAAGUACAUGAACAAGAGAAAGACACAGGUGCUUCUUGAGGGUAACAUUACAAGAGAUGGAAUUCAUUGUGGUUGCUGUGGAGAAACAAUCCCAAUUUCGAAGUUUGUAACCCACGCCAAAAGUGAUUACUCUGAGCCGUUUAAACAUAUAUAUGUAGACUCAGGGUCUACACUUUUGCAAUGCCUACUUGACUCAUGGAAUAAACAGGAUGAAUAUGAACGUCGGGGAUUUCAUUUCGUGGGUGUUAACAGGGAAGACCCAAACGAUGAUACGUGUGGAAUCUGUGGAGAUGGUGGGUACUUGAUUUGUUGUGAUGGCUGUCCAUCAACAUUCCACCAAAAUUGUUUAGAGAUAAAGAAGUUCCCCUCAGGUGAUUGGCAUUGUGUAUAUUGUUCAUGCAAAUUUUGUGGGAAGUUUGGCGGUAAUAUAUGCGAAAGCAAUGGCAUUGACACUGACACUGACAAUUUAGCAGCGUCAGCAUUAGUUACCUGCCAUGUGUGUGAGGAAAAAUUUCACCAAUCCUGUAUUCAGGCAAAGGAUGCUGUAAAUGAUGAUUUUAAUGGUCCAUCCUUCUGUGGGAAGAAUUGUCAAGAGCUAUUUGCGAGUCUUCAGAUGCUUCUUGGAGUGAGGCAAGAAAUUGAAGAAGGAUUUUCAUUGACUAUGAUUCGCCGAUCUGAUAUCAGCUCAAUUUCUAUUUGUGACACACCACAGACGGAUGAUUGUGAUUCAAAGCUAAUUGAAUGCAACUCCAAGCUGGCUGUUGCAUUUUUAAUAAUGGACGAGUGUUUUUUGCCUAUGGUUGACCACAGAAGUGGAGUCAAUUUGAUUCAUAAUAUUCUGUAUAAUCGUGGGUCAAAUUUUAGCAGACUGAAUUAUAGUGGUUUCUUAACUGCAAUUCUAGAGAGAGGUGAUGAGAUCAUUUCAGCAGCAUCCAUCCGGAUUCAUGGGAACUAUUUAGCAGAGAUGCCAUUUAUUGGGACCCGCUAUAUGUUUAGGCGUCAAGGAAUGUGCCGUCGGCUUCUAACUGGAAUCGAAUCUGCUCUCAGCUCAUUGAAUGUUGAAAGAUUGGUUAUACCUGCGAUCUUGGAACUCAGAGAAACAUGGACUUCUGUUUUUGGUUUUAAGCCCCUUGAAGGAUCAAGCAAGCAGAGGAUGAAAAACAUGAAUGUAUUGGUUUUCCCUGGUGUAGAUAUAUUAGAGAAGCCAUUGUCGAAGCACUUACCAGAAGCAAAUAUGAUUCUUGCUGAAGGUGUGAGGUCCACCGAACUUGAGGAUCAGCAACUCAAGCAAGACGUUUUAUGUGAUACUAAUGACAAACGUUUGGCUGCGUCUGGAAGUGAAGCAUCAGCACGCUGUGGAAACGAGGCAACUGAUGAACUUGCUGAUUUUGAAUCCAAUACACAGCAUAUCUGUGGUGUUUCUCAGGAUAAUCUGGAGGAGAAAAGCAUUCCUCCUCAAUCAACUUGUGACGUUCAUGAACAAAGUGAGGAGGUUAAUGAAUAUCAGAGUUCUGCUUCAGUUCCUGAUGUAGCCACAGUGGAAGUGGAGACCCAACAAGGCCAGCAUAUCAUGCCUGAAGUCGAAAGCAAAUCUUUGACGUCACAUCGUAGUGAUUCUGAUGCCACUGACUCUUGUGUAAUGAUUCUUUCUGCUUCCAGGGAGGUCACUGAAAAAAUUGAUUGUGAGGUCAGAAUAGAAGAUGACACGUUUGAGAAUCACGAUGCUUAUGACGAAGGAUCUAUUUGCCGCUCUACUGAAAAUGCCACUGAGCUGCAGCGCUCUACUGAAAAUGCCACUGAGCUGCAGCGCUCUACUGAAAAUGCCACUGAGCUGCAGAGCAUGGUACAUGAAGCAAAAGUUCCUGAUGAAACUACUGUCUGCCAUGAUUCAGAAACUACAACUCGGGCAUCUCAAGAGGCAAGCGACCUUAAGCAUCAGGAUUCUCAAAAUUUGCAGGUUUCAGGAUCUAUUUCCUGCCCAGAUGGAAAGAUGCCUGAAACUUGUGCACCGGAAUAUAACCAUACUGCUGCUCAUCAUACACCUGCAGUGAUUGUUGAGGUGCAUUCAGAAUCUAUCGAGUGUUAUGGCUCUGAAAUUCUGACUGAACCUAGCAAGGUUGCCAGAGAUGUACUAAACCCGACUCCCCUGUUGUCUCACCAGAAAGCAGAUGAGUUUGAAGGCAAUGGGCUCAACACUCAUAAAGUUGCACAUGGGUUUGAAGGCAACGGGAUCGACACUUAUAAAGUUGAAUCUGCUCCAGCUGACAGAGAUUCUCAUCUUACAUGUGGACAUGCCAACUCCCUGGAGGUUACUGAUUUGAACUUAACCCCGGAAGAGUCUCAGAACACAAUAUCCGUAAAGCAAUCAGAACUCAAUUCUCAGGUUGAUAAUACAAGUCCCACACAGUGCAACUCGAGCAAUACCCCUGCUGUGGCUCUUCACUGCACGUCCGUUGGGGGUACUUCAGAGGCGGUUAUUCUAUCAAACCAGGCUAGGUGA
This is a messenger RNA of Pyrus x bretschneideri (Chinese white pear), 4971 nucleotides long. RefSeq lists its product as uncharacterized. The coding region runs from base 475 to 4971 and encodes 1498 amino acids. Gene Ontology annotation, molecular function: transcription corepressor activity. Gene Ontology annotation, biological process: negative regulation of DNA-templated transcription. The transcript has 9 exons. The record is from RefSeq and is a predicted model, not a curated record. Lineage: Eukaryota; Viridiplantae; Streptophyta; Magnoliopsida; Rosales; Rosaceae.